AGAGCGGGGCGGGGGCGGCGGCGCUUUGUUACCGGCCCGGGGGAAGCAGCGCGCGUCUCGCCGCACGGCGCGGCCUCGGCGGGAAGAGGGGUAGCGGCUCACGGCCUCCAUCCAUCCAUCCAUUCCUCCGUCCCUCCGCGGUAGAUGUUGCUGAAACCGUGUGUCAGCUGCAGCCUGCAUGUCCGCCCUGGGUGGAGCGUUCUCCUUUGUCGAGCUGGGAGCCGUUCUCCUGCCUCAGCCGAGCAGAAGAGGAGCUAGCGAGGAGAAGGAAGCGAGCUGGAGUUGAUGCGGGAGAAGUUCGUGUGCAGGAGAGUCUGGAUUUCUGGCUUCUUGGAGAAACAGUAGAAAAUGCAAAACGAAAUAAUAAAGCCUGCUAAAUACUUCUCGGAAGUGGAGAAGAGUGUGCUGCUUGCUCUAGUGGAGAAGUACAGAUACGUACUUGAAUGUAAAAAAAGUGAUGCGAGGACUAUUGCUCUGAAACAACGCACCUGGCAAGCAUUAGCACAUGAAUAUAACUCACAGCCCAGUGUAUCUCUGCGAGACUUCAAACAGUUAAAGAAAUGCUGGGAAAAUAUCAAGGCACGGACAAAAAAGAUAAUGGCACAUGAAAGGCGGGAGAAGGUAAAAAGCAUUAGUCCACUUAUAAAUACUCACAUCAUAGGGAAGGAGAAGAUUGCCAGCAUAAUGCCUGAGCAAAUAUACUUUUUGCAGAGCCCACCAGAAGAAGAUUCUGAAUAUCAGCCUGAUGCUUCUAGUCAAGAGUCAUUUGUUGUCUCAAAUAGAGAACUUUGUGAUGAAGAGAAAGAGCUGAUACAUUUCCCAGUGUGUGAAGGUACCUCCCAGCCUGAGCCUUCGUGUUCUGAUGUCAGAAUAGCAGCAGAUAAGAACUACAGAAGCAAAGCAUCUCAGGAAAGUGCUCUGAAAAAGAUGCAUGAGGAAGAACAUCAUCAGCAAAUGUCAAUUUUGCAACUGCAGUUAAUCCAAAUGAAUGAAGUUCACGUGGCAAAAAUACAACAAAUAGAAAGAGAGUGUGAGAUGGCUGAAGAGGAACACAGAAUAAAAAUGGAAGUGCUAAAUAAAAAGAAAAUGUAUUGGGAGAGAAAAUUGCAGACCAUCACAAAAGAGUGGCCUGUAUCAUCCUUUAACAGACCCUUUCCUAAUUCACCGUAGAACAGAAAGUGGCAGAAUUAAUCUGACUGAGCACAUUUAUAAGUAAUGCACACUGGAAAGAUGGUUUUUUAAUGUGAAUGUACAGUGGCAGAAUAGGUGCCCAGCUGAUAGUGAACACACUUUGAUUCUUAACAUUUAUGGCAACAGUGGUAGAGCCUACCAAGGGAAAACAGUUUGACUGUGGGUAAUUCUGACCUGUGUAACUUCCCCUUGCAGAAUACCCUGGCAUCCUUUUGAAAUUCAGGGUAUUCUGGGCAGUCAUACGUUGAGUAUUCUUUAAAAAAAAAAAAAAGGUUUUGAACAUCUGGUUACAGUAUUUAUUUUGAUUUCUGUCUCUUCAUGUUUGUCUUUUCCUGAAUGAAGGCAGGGGUUAGAAUUGCUCUCUCCUAUUGAGAGAAAAGGUGAUUAACAGUGAUGCUCAGAUUGUUACACUGGGGCACAGAAAAACAAAACAGAACUUGUCCUUGGUUAAUAUACAGUCCCUAAACCAUUCUUUGUAGAGGAUGUGAAAAUGAAGGAAGUAGCAAAAGGAGCACUGUGGUAAUUGAGUGCUUUGCUUGUGAAGAACAACAGUGAUGUUUUCUAGCUGGCUGGCGGGCUGAGAGAGUGGUUUGUGGAGUGGCCCUCGUGUUCCCUUAUGAAGUUGUAAAGAAGGUGACUUCUUCCCCAAAAGCCACUUGUCCUCUCCUUUCCAGGACUAUCUUGUAGUCAAGUAGAAUGCUGAAAUAGGAGGGAUGCUUGCUGCUGCCAAUGCUGUGUGCUGCUCCCUUGGAGUCAUUGUGAGGGGAAAGGCUACUUAAUUAUUCAUACAGCUCUCAAAAUGUGGCAAGUCACCUAACCCACUGGCAAAAUCUGCCUUUGUUUCCCCAUGACAUACUUGAUGGUUUAGCAGCUAACUAGCUACAAAAGAGGCUAAGUAAGACUUGUUAUCUUUUCCAAAGUUUUGAGUGAGAAGCAGUGCAAGGGGGGUCAUUCCUGUCUUGGAGCGCUGUUUUAUUCUGUUGUGUGUGUUAAGGUGAUGUAUUUCUUGCCUUUGCUGUCACUGAGGAGUGAUGGACCUAAUUUGUACAAAAACAUUCCCAUGAAAGCCCCCACAGACGGGGGCCAAGAAUAGUAGAUGGUAGGAAAGCACAAAUAAAGAUAAUCCUUCCUCCAGCAAUUGAUUGUUCUGGUGGUGCAAGGAUUAAGAGAUGUGAAACACAGAACUCCACAAAGAUUCAUUCGUAAGAUUUUCUGAUGUGUGAAAAACUGUUUUGUAGGAAGGUGUACAGAAAUCAUUUGAAGUGGUGAGAAAAAAUGAACAAAGGCAUAAAUUUUCAGUGAAAAUCCCAAGUAUUCCAUUGUUCUAAAGUAUUUUCAGGUCACAGUGAAUAAAGGCACAUCCAGACAAAUAAACUUAUUCAAGUUGAGGUUUGGUACAAAACAUCCUUUCAUUCCCAGCUGCACUCCUAUUUCUUUCCUGGAUGUUCUUUUGGUGCAAUUUGUUUUGGUAUUGGUUUUGGAUUUUUUAGUGGGUGGUUUUCUUUUCCUCUUUUGAACUGCUUUCCCUGCUGGUGAUUCAUCUUUGCAAGCACUGCCAUUAUCAACCACAAUGCUCACAGUGGUUAACACUGUGGUACAUGCAUUGCUCCCUUCAACAUGCAAAGCAAGCACAAUGGGAAUGAUUUAUUGCAACUUAUUUUAUUUGACAGAGGGGAGUAAAAAAAUAAAGGAGCUGCUGCAGUAUUUUAAAGGGGAAAAAAAAAAAAAAAAAAAAAAAAAGGAUGAUGGAUGAAAUCUGAAGGCAUAUUUCUUUUUCUUGUCAGGAAAAUCAGUUUUCUUAUGAAUUGGCUGUGUGGAAGAAGCACAGGACUUCCAAAAGAGGAGAUAAUUAUGGACACUUUUUAUUCUGCUGAAUGGAAACAUUACUGUGAGGUAGGACAAUGAUGUAGAACGAUAGUGGAGGCAAAGAAAAGAAGUGAAUGGUAGUGAGAACCUUCGUAUCCUGAGGUUGUAAUAUGUAACCUGGAAGGUGAAUCAGUUACUUGAGUGGUUAUGGCAAUUGAUUAGGCACUAUCCAGAAAAGGAAUAUGACAUUUCUGAUUCCUUCCACACUCCUCCUAAGUGAAAGUUGUUUGAAACUCUGGCAUUGAAACCAUGUGCGCUAAGGUGUCAAAAGAUGACAAAUGGAGACAAUUCCUGUACUGUGAAAAGAGCAGAAAUGGAGAGACAAUUCAGACCUAGACAGCAUGAGGUAAUCCAGAAAGUAUCUCAUGGUACUUGAGAUAAAGGUAGUCCUGACUCCUAACAGUUAUAACGUUCCUCACAAAAGAUUGUUUUAUUUUUGUAUUAAAGUCAUUUGAAGUAUGCAUGUUUUCAGACUGUACUAAGUGGGAAAUGCUGGUGUGUAUACUUGUUCUGAACCCCGAAGUUACAGAGUUGCAGUCCUUACACUGAAAGGUAUAACCUUCAUUUCCAAAGCUGUAUUACUGGAGCAAGGGAUCUUGCUGCUUAACACAAACCCUCUCUGUGAUGCUCCUUCCUACACAGCAGGGAUGCCUUUAGCCAGGGCGACGCACCCAGCUCUCUGGUACCUUUGCAGGGGUUCACACAAGGGCAGGCAUCACUCAGCACUCAGUCUGCAGGACCCAGCUGUCUCAUUGCAGCCCUGCAAAAUGCUAGGUUUGGGGCUACGUUUUCCUGAGUUACACCACAUGUAGUGCAGCUGAGGAGAUAGUCCUGAAUUUUGUUGAAAGAUGAGUUAUCUUUGUGUGUUUGCAGAACUAAAUGCUAGCAGUCUCUCAAGAUAUUUUUAACCGAUUGUAGCUACAGUGGCUUUAAUAAUGGGUCCUGUUCCUUCUUCCACUCUCAUGCUUUAACGUUUCCCGUGUGUUCUGUCUGAAUUUGUGCUCAGAGCAUCAUACCUACAUGAUAACGCUGAAAUCAUUAACUCCCACACAUUAAAUACUGUUACUUUGGUGGUGGGUGAAUUACAUGGGAAUCUUAAAGUAAUAUUUUUAUUUAGGCAAGUGAGGUCCAUGACAAGUAGUCCUGUGAUUCUGUGUUUUGAGCCUGUUUGUUCAAAGUUGUUUUUAUGAUGCACUGAUUCACCUAAGGCUUUGUUUUCAUAAUUGGCUUUCACUUUUCACUUUUCACUUGAAUUUUCAUCUUCUUAAUGUUAAAUGUAAAACUCGCACAUCGCUGCUCUUCCUGAACUUUGUCUCUAGUUAGAUAUUCAGAAAUGUUUCUGUGCAAAUCAGUACUAUGUGUACUAAAAUUAAUACACUAAUAAAAUAAGCCAAGUAACAAGAUGAUAGGACAAUGUGCAGCAGCUGUUAAUAUUUAAAAAUCAUUACGAAGGGCAACUCUACAUUUAAUGGAAAGAAAGAAUACCACUUGUUGCCAUCUGUAAGCAUAGCAAAAUAAUGUCUUUAAACAAUGAAAGUAAGUUUUGAUCUCUGUAUCUGGUAUCAGAGAAUAACUUUUGAGCUGCUGAUUUAAAGGGGACUGUGCUUCAUAGGGUUUGGUGUUUGUUUUGUCACAGAAUUACACACACAGAAAAAUGCUGAUUGCCUUAAAUGCAUAUAGAAACGUGGACAGAUUUCUGGGUAAUGAAAGAAAAAACUCCUAGCUGUGACCCUGAGAAUUUUGCUGUUCUGGUGGUGAGGGGAUUAGGCAUCCCACAACAUCAUUAGUCAUGUUAAUAAGACUGAGCAAAUUAAAAACUCACAAAGCCAAAAAUAAAAUGCUGGUACAGUUACAGAGCGAGCCACAAGUGAGGACAGCUCCUGGCUGUCCUUAGAGAGAGCUCUGUCACGUCAAAGAAUUCUGCCACACAGUCUUCACUUUUCCUGUUAAAACAGCCACAGGAAAAAGAAGAAAAAAGUCAGUAAAAUAGAAUUUAGCAAAUAUCUGUUGCUUCUCCAGAAGAGCUGGCAAGACAAAAAAAUGCUACACUAUAUAAAUACUUAUAUUUAGGGAAAGAACUCUAAUGUAAUAGAAAUAGAGCACGAUAGAUUUUUAGAGAGUCCUUAAUUAAAUAAUGUGUUUUUUAAAAAAAUGUUGAUUGAGAGUGUGUGGGUUUUUUUGUUUUUUGGUUCUUUUUGUUAUUCAGUCCAACUGCAGAAUAGUUGUGUGCUUCAGUUUCUGACUGAGUAUUGGGGCACCUAAUUAAUCAAACUUGUUUGGCAACAGAGAAGUAGGUUUGCAUUCAACACAACUUGAGAUGGAUUAUAUUCCAGCAGCGUUCAGAUAUUUUUUCUCGGAUGUAAGGGGCUGUUCUUGGACGGUCCUCAAUCAGGAAUUGGCAUUGGAUCCAAUUUAGUUGUAACUCACUAUUCAUACAGUGCUAAUGAGGUGACAUAUAAGCUCUUCAUGCUCUGCAUAUAAUUUGGUCACGCACAAAACCCAUAUCUUUCCAUACAGUACACCACGAGAUGUUGUACUGAGCAACAAACAGACCUGAUGUUUCUUCUAUAUAAAGGCCUGCUAUGCAUUCUGUGCCACAGUGUAACAUGCAGGCAAAAUUUGACUUCUGUUUGGUUUUGGACUUUGAAAAUUUUGACCUGUUAUCCUCACUGAAUUUUGUUUGAAAUUCCUUUCUCCUGUUAGGCACCAGAACUGAAACUCUUGGCUUUAUAGCUUCUAAAUACCAAACCUAUGGACUGAAUUGACACACACGUGAUAAAUUCCAUUUAUUUGAAAAAAGACCUUGUACAUACUGUCACAUACUGAAACUCCAAAUGCAAACUAGGGAGGUGAUGUGAUGGAUUUGGUAUUUAAGCCAGCACUGAAAUUUUGGCAGGCUGGGAGUUAUCACUGCUGACCUAAUACAGAGGUUUGGCCUCUUGACUGCAAGAACAAUGAUGUCCAAUCCAAAUGUUGCCUUACCUCAAACUUUCUAUCUAAAAUGAGGUGUAAUAAGAAAUUCUUGCCAAAUAAAGCAACAGUAGUUUCCAAAAUGCAUUUGUUUUGAUUUGGUUUGAUUUCAAGUACUGCCUUGCCCAAGGGCUCUAAGGCUCUAAGGCUGGGCCUUAUGGUGCACACUGUUGUUGGCUGAUAGCAUUUUGAGAAUGCUUCCCACGCUGGUUUUGUUCCGAUUCUCUUGACUGUAAUGCUCUCAUCUGGCUGUACGCAGUACGAUGUGGUGAUGCUGAUGGGACCAGGGGUUCUCAAGUUGCCUGGCACCGAGUGCCUGCCUCUUUUACAAUUACCAAAUCGACUAUGGUGGAUGAAUUUGUAUGCAAACGAGGGGUCAGCAGGAACAGCCAUUUUUGCUAACCGUGUUGCGGAGGUGCCUCGUCGCACCAAGAGGGCAGCAAGUUGAAGUAUGAUUGGUAAAUUACUGUAGCGGUACUUGUAUUUCUGUCUCAGCCAAUUGCAACAAAUCCUUCUGGGUUAAAUCUUGCUUUUACUCCUCUCAUAGAUUGAUCAAUUAGUUGUUUGUUUCCAUUGUACAUUUACACAGUCUCUCUGAAGCCAACAGAUUUCUGUAGGUUGCUGUGGGUUUGAUAGAGAAGUCUACAUCUCAACUUUCAUUCUGGUCCAAAAGUCACAGCUCUUGUGUAAAUCUGGCACAAACGCAUUGCCAGGGAGCAGGGCUGGAGAAGUCAGAUGUGGGAAAAAAGUGGCCGAGGUCUGCACCCUUCUCCUACACAACUUGGGGUUAAGUGUCCAAAGCUCAAUGGUACAGCAAACUUGAUCUGCAAACUCUCACAGUGUAAAAAGUAUGGGUGUAGUAACUGCAGGGGGUUAUUUUGGUGAUCUUUAAAAAUGAUAAGCAAUUUAAAAAAUAUAGAUUGUACAUUGACGUCUUCCAAAUCGUGGGACAGACUGAAAUUAUACCUUGUCAAAUGUUCAACUACCAAGAGCAAUAAAUUACCACAGCUUCAGUCUGAUGGGUUCAGUUUUCUGUUAGGAAUUGGUUAACCAGUACAGGAAACGCAUCAUACAGACACGCUCACCCAUUCUGUGUAAAAUCUUUGCUACUUCCAUCAUUACUUCAAGUUCCUUAAAAAAACUAAACAUAGCUGUUGUUAAUGAAUCCCCACAUGGAUGUAUAUAAGUUAAACAAAAUGAAAAAUAGGUUUAAUAUUUUUCUACAUAUUUCAUGUUUUCCUCUAUUCGUGGUCUUUUGUGUUUAUUUUUACUUCCCUCUUUUUUUUUUUUUUUCUUUUUUUUUCUUAAGUGACUAAUGUUAAAUAAGGAGAGUUCUGAUCUUUAGGUUCUAGACAUGAGAUGUCCUGGUAUUUCAGACCAGUACUUGAAAAGGUUCCACAGAACCAGAAGGCACAGCCCUCAGAGCAUCCUCUUUGUGGUUGUAUUUCUGGACUUCAGUCGUAAUGCAUACAGCUGGCACCCAGCAGUACCAGUGUUGGAUGAUAGAUACAUUGCUUAACAGGAGCAAUCACAUUAUGGUUUUCUUUAACUUUAUUUCUCCUGGAAUGGCUCUUGUUGCUACAUAAGAACCUCUUUUACAAAAAUGUAUGCAGUUUACAAAAGUAUUUUUUGCAGUACUUGAGACGGAAAAAGGCUUUAAGAGAGAAUUCAUUUCUAGAUGCGUUAUUGUCAACUGUACAAUGUACAUAAUUGUACAUCGUGUUGGCCAGGUUUGAAGAACUCUUCUUUCUCCAAGGGGAAAAAGCAACUUUUGUUUUAAUCUGGCAAUGACUCAGGGUGUUGUUAUUCAAGGUUGUUACAAGCAGUUCUCCCUCCACUGCCAUUUUUUAAUCUUGCAGAGAUUUUCCCUAUUUUGCAUGUAUAUUCCACAAGCACCUGAAUUCCUUUGGUCAUGGAGACUGUGAGGAUGUUCUCAAAAUCAAAGCAGAAUCUUUCCAUGUGUAUGCAGAAUGCUCAACAUUGCUACUAUCCAAAUGCAAAGGAAUGGGAAAUCUGAUCCCUAAACCACUGCCAGCCCCUAAAGCUUGGUAAUCUCAAGAAGAAACUUGAACCCAGGUGCCCCUUUUCGUCAUUCUUGUGUAAGUGGUUGAAAUUAGGAAACCACGCUUUAUUUACACUGUGUUGGACUUAUGCACCAUUAGUUUCUGCUGUAUUUUAGCAAUAUAUGAAACAGCAUUGUACAGUGUUUGUUCUUGUUGUCAGCGAGCAUCUACAGAGGCAAUUCUAAAAGUAAAGUAAUGCCUCCUGUUUAUUUCCAUGGAAGCUACAACAAAGAGCACAAUAACACUAUUUAUAGAGCAAAUUCGCAGCUACAAAAUACUGUUUUUCAUCACAGUCACCACCAUUAGCUAUGCAUUUUCACUAGCGAUGAACAGGAGCCUGCAUCCUGUGCUUGUAAAAAUCUGCACCAGCAGAGGUGACCCGCUGCCGCUGUCACCACUGCUCAGAUGCACCACCCACUGCCUCACUGUGCUCACAUCCACUGUUUGGUCUCCAUAAACAUUCAGCAAAUUUCAAUGAAUAUCAACGGGUACAAGUUUUUCUGAAUUUGGUCCCACACUUUUGCUUCAUAUGUACUUCCACUUGAGGCACCAUUUUGUCAGUCUGCUUCUCUGCUGCCAUCUGUCGCACAGCAACAAAAUGUAACACAGUAUUGGUGGGAAGGUUCAACCACUACUGCCAUCCUAUCAACAUCUGCCUCUGAUGCCAAUAUAAUAAAACAGGAGGCAUCAUUUUUGGAGCAGCCAUUGCAAAAGAGAGCUAGCACUUAAGUCCUGAGCAAUUUGUCCUAAGAUACUUGAAAAUGUGCACACUCCUUCUGGUGUUAAAUAUUUUAAUAGAACAUUAGAUGGUAUCUCUUGUGGUCUUUGCCUUUUAUUAGCAAGUUUCUGGGCUUGCUUUUUAAUUGCACCGAAAACUAUACAUUAUUUCAGCCCCAACUUUGGUUAAGCCAUGAGGUGAAUCGGAUUUGUCUAGCAUGGUGUCAGCCUCAGCCAUCUCACCCACCAUGAAGUGUUAGUUUAGUAUUUUAGUGCCUCAGAUUAUCAUCAGUGUUGUUCCUGUCCUGCACAGAAGUAGCUUCUGUGCAAACAAUUUUUGUUGAUUGGUUUCAUAAUUGACAACUAAAUUGGAUAAAUAACGCCCAUGGUAAGGUCUGAAUCCCAAGAAGCUUACAGUUGGUAUGCCUACGUCCUUAGAAAUGGGAAGAAUCUUUAUUUGGUAGACAUUUACUAUUUCAUAGUAAAUUCUUUGCUAUUCCUACAGAAACAGCAACUGAAAGGACACAAAAGUAGGAUUCUAAAAUGUAUAAUUUCUAAUGGUGGAGAUGUAAGAAACGCAAUAAAAUGUGACACUGGAAAAAGAGAGUCAGUAUUUGUCCAAGUAAGAGGAAUCUGCUGUAUGUCUGAAACUCAUAGAGUAUGUAAUAAGGAUGACUAACUAACUGUACAUUUUAGUGCCUUGUUUCUUGUAAAAUGUUGAAUCAUAAAUUACUAAACAUAAACUGUGAAGAGUUUCUGAGAAAAUGUAUCUAAAUAUUGCCAGUGGAAACUGUAAAUUCACAGAAAGGUCAAUAAAUCCUCAACUAUU
Molecule: messenger RNA, 9636 nt
Organism: Tympanuchus pallidicinctus (lesser prairie-chicken)
Lineage: Eukaryota; Metazoa; Chordata; Aves; Galliformes; Phasianidae
Gene: MSANTD3
Product: Myb/SANT DNA binding domain containing 3
Exons: 3
Coding region: 349-1170 (273 amino acids)
Source: RefSeq, a predicted model, not a curated record